CACUACUACAUAUUUUCGGAGGACCAAUCACGAAAAGGCUAAAGCUUAUUUUGGCGAUUUAAUUGCUAAACUGCGCUUCUCGCCUGCUUAACCUAUCCCACCACACUUCCCAUCCUCUGAAAUUGGGUUCCAUAGAUGAACCAAGGAUUGCAACUAGGUUUUAGAACUAUCGUCAUUUUUUCGAGCUUUGCAGUGGUCCCUAAGAAUUUGGGUAUUGAAAGAUUGACUCCAUUAAGAGGCAAAGUAAUGGGUUCUAAGGGAAGAAGCUUUUCGAAUUCAUCCUCCAUUUCCGACCAAAACUUUGAUAAGAAACUCAAUGAAGCGAUAGACUACGACAACCCCAUUUCUAAUAGCCCGCUUCUCAAGAAUAUCAAGGAUGAUCCAGGCAAAAUCGAGGCAAUGACAGUUCAACAACUUAGAACUGCAUUGAGGACUGUCGGGAUCCCUUCCAAAGGUUUGAAACGUGAGCUUGUAUCUGCUUUACAGUCUUAUUUGGCCAAGGAAAUAGAUGGUGAAAGUUCUCUUUUGGCAGACAAACUAGAUCCCUCUGGUUCUGAUACAAAAAUAUCUAUGAUGAUGGAGACAAAAUCAGUAGAAGACCAAGUCCAAGAUGUUAACACUAUUUCUAAGGUUUCCAUGGUUCAACGGAGCAGGAAAACUGUAAAACAGUUGCAAAUUAAGGGCAAAACUGUCGAUGUUGAUGAUAAAAUUGUUGCCACCGAGCAGAAGAAAACUACUUGUGCUUCAGGUAGGAAGAAUUCUCUAACAAAGAGGAAAUCACCUUUAGACAUUGAUAGCAAAGAUGUUAGUGCUGAAAAUGAAGUUACUCCCGUGAAUCAAAGCGAACCAUGGACUAUUUUGGCCCAUAAGAAGCCGCAAAAAGGGUGGAUAGCAUAUAAUCCUAGAACUAUGAGACGAACACCUCCUAAGGAGAAUACAGAGUUUGUUAAGAUUCUGUCUUGGAAUGUCAAUGGGCUUAGAGCAUUGCUGAAACUAGAAGGAUUUUCUGCUCUGGAACUUGCCAAAAGGGAAAACUUUGAUAUAUUAUGUUUGCAAGAAACUAAACUUCAGGAGAAAGAUGUCGAGUCAAUCAAACAGUCUCUCAUAGAAGGAUAUGAGAAUAGCUUCUGGACUUGUAGCAAUGCAAAACUUGGUUAUUCUGGCACUGCAAUAAUAUCUCGGAUAAAGCCACUUUCAGUCAGAUAUGGCCUGGGCAUAUCAGAUCAUGAUAGUGAAGGACGGGUUGUGACAGCAGAGUUCGACUCUUUUUAUUUGUUAAGUGUCUAUGUUCCCAAUUCUGGGGAUGGCUUGAGAAGGCUGACAUAUAGGACUACAGAAUGGGAUCCAUCUCUUAGCAAUUACAUAAAAGAAUUGGAAAAGGCAAAGCCAGUCAUUUUGACGGGGGAUUUGAAUUGUGCACAUGAAGAGAUAGACAUUUAUAAUCCGGCUGGAAACAAAAGAAUGCUGGGUUUACAAUUGAAGAAAGGCAAUCUUUUGGCACAAACUUCUUAUCCAGGGGCUUUGUUGACACCUUUAGAAAGCAGCAUCCAGGUGUUGUUGGGUAUACUUAUUGGGGUUAUCGGCAUGGUGGGCGCAAAACUAACAAAGGAUGGAGGCUUGACUACUUCCUAGUCUCAGAAGCCAUAGCUGAUGACGUUCAUGAUUCCUAUAUUCUUCCUGAUGUCAUCGGUAGUGAUCACUGCCCUAUCAGCCUUGUACUCAAGCUCUAGGCUGCCUCACCCAACAGUGGAUCAAUUGGCCGGCUGGAAUUUUGAUGGGACAAGUGCAAGAAUUUCUCAACCAAAACCCAACUUGCAAGGAAGUCUGAAGGUCGUGGGAGCUGAAAGAAAAUGGAGUUCCCUUGAUACGAUAAUAACUGUUAAGCUACCACCUCUGCCGGAAUUGAUCAUAUCUUUUGCUGUUGUGUUGUCUUUGUUUCCUUUUUUGUUGAUGGCUGAUCUGUGCAGAGGUUGGGGCAGAAAAUAUCAGACGAGGGGGGAAACUCAAAAGCCAUUGGAACUUAUAUAAGAUUUUCUAGUUAAAAUGCAUGGCUUUGUAGAGUUGGUAAAAUCUUAGCUUUCCCUUGUCCCUAGUAUUAACAUUUUGGUUUGUAGUUAAAGAAUAGUUGUUUAUGCUAAUGAAAAGUUUUAU
This is a messenger RNA of Hibiscus syriacus, 2151 nucleotides long. Its product is annotated as DNA-(apurinic or apyrimidinic site) endonuclease, chloroplastic-like. Gene Ontology annotation, biological process: base-excision repair. The transcript has 12 exons. Gene Ontology annotation, cellular component: nucleus. Lineage: Eukaryota; Viridiplantae; Streptophyta; Magnoliopsida; Malvales; Malvaceae. The coding region runs from base 136 to 1632 and encodes 498 amino acids. Gene Ontology annotation, molecular function: endonuclease activity; DNA binding; double-stranded DNA 3'-5' DNA exonuclease activity. The record is from RefSeq and is a predicted model, not a curated record.